GUCGAUGUAAAAAUGAUGAUGAUGAUGAUGAUAAAUGACGGUGCGCUCUGCUCUCGGUUGCAGACAUAUCAGUGGUUGCAUCCACUGGUUGCUGCUGGUUGCAUCGGUUGCCGCGCUUUUAUUCUGUUGUAUUUGCGUCCGUAGUUCCAGGAGAUAUUACCGAUAUGUGCACGUUUAAAAAAUUAGUUAAAAAAAACAAGAAUCGCAAGGUACAAGGCCAACGAGGCACGGUUGGCACGGUAACCACGGUAACCGCGAACGCCUCACCUAACCAUUAAACCUCCCUACGGAUGCGUCUGUGCGUGUUCUCUGAAUGCAUGAUGUCAUUCGUAUCUCCUCCUGCUGGUCUGACAAGUAGACACACCAGACACACUACUCGAAUCGGCCACGCUUCCACGGUACGUGAGAAGCGCUUGUGCGCGGAGCAUUUAGAAGUGAGCUCUUCACGAACAGGUUGACACGAAAUCCGAUUGUAAAAGUGACCAAUCGAAGGUUGAAUAAGCUCGUCUCGAGAGGUGGUGAUACGAACAGUGUGAUCGACGAGUCGACCUUGUAAUACCGUCAUUUGCAUCAGACCACACGACGAUAAAGGGCCUCUACGCUGCAACGGCUGCUAUGCCAAAUCCUCCCCUAGCAGUGCAGAGUACUCGGUGUUCGUUUUCGUGCCCGCAGUGCUCGCAGCGCCAGGGCGCGACAAGGUGCAAGUGCGUGUGAACAUAAUGGGUUCUGUAUGUGCCGUUCGCUCCUGCAAGAACCGCUCUAUGCACAGAAAAACGCUUUCCUUCUUUCGUUUCCCUCGGGACCCAGACUUAUGCCUGAAAUGGAUAACUCUGUGCAAACGUGCAGAUCUAUGCGUCACUUUUAAAGAACAUGGAUCGGAACCCUUUUACCGAAAGUAUCGUGUGUGCUCCGAUCACUUCCAAGAGAGUGACUUCAAGGACCAAAAGCUGAAGAGUACGGGGCUAAAGAAAAAUACUGUGCCAGCAAGAAACCUUGGCUCCAGAACUGCAAGGCAGAGAAGGAAAGAAUGCAAGAACUCUGGGAACUCGGCAUGUUCUGAAAGAACAACACAGUCAUUGGCACCUGAACCUCGUACUGCCGACUCUCCUGUGGAACUGGAAAUCAUUUCAUUCAAAGUAACAACGGGCAUAGACGUGGAUAAAAAUGCGGGUGCACAUUCAGCGAGUCCUCCAGCAUCACCGGCUUUCGAAUACGAAAAAUCGCCGGACAGUAUGCACCUAGAUGCUUCAAAGAAGGAUGCAGAAAUACCAGCUUGUCCAGACGACUUCCUACUCCGGCGCGAUGGCAGCAAGUCACGUGCCUCCGAAGGCAGUGGCCUCGACCACAGCAACUCGGAAUCUGACAGUGAUGACGAGGUCGCGACAAUGAUGAACAUUGACACGUUGCCAUUAGAGGGGCUCCGCACAUCGCUCCGCGACCUUUACCGUAAGUACCGACGGCUAAAAGCCGUUUAUUUGGAGACGGUUCGUCUGCUCGAAGAGUCUUCUGGUAAGGUGUCGGAGACUGCACAACUGCUCGAAGAAUCCGCUGGCAAGGUCAAACGUCUCGAGGCCACCCUUGACGAGCUAAGGGCACGACAUUGUGAUGCGAGCUGAAGGGUGGAUGUCCAAGGAGAAAGCGAAAGUUUGUGGACCCUUCGACGUCGACUUUCUUGUGCAUAUCGCCCCGUCCACUUCGGAAGUGUGAAGACUUUUGUGGAGUGGGACUGCAAGCGAGUUUGACGUGCAGGCGAAUGUGUGGCAGGUCAAGUUUUGAAGGCUGUCUGCAGUAAAGGUUUCUUCGUCUGUU
Molecule: messenger RNA, 1809 nt
Organism: Ixodes scapularis (black-legged tick)
Lineage: Eukaryota; Metazoa; Arthropoda; Arachnida; Ixodida; Ixodidae
Exons: 5
Coding region: 720-1616 (298 amino acids)
Molecular function (GO): sequence-specific DNA binding
Source: RefSeq, a predicted model, not a curated record